This is a messenger RNA of Dacryopinax primogenitus, 717 nucleotides long. RefSeq lists its product as uncharacterized. The record is from RefSeq and is a predicted model, not a curated record. The transcript is spliced from 10 exons. The coding region runs from base 1 to 717 and encodes 238 amino acids. NCBI's taxonomy places the organism in Eukaryota, Fungi, Basidiomycota, Dacrymycetes, Dacrymycetales, Dacrymycetaceae.
AUGUCCGACGAGAUCGUCAUCAGAGAGGUCGUCCCAGGUUUGACCAUCUUCUCCAAGCCAUUCGCGCGCCUUGGGAUCGUCCCCUUUGGAGGUCGUACAACCGCCAUCAAGCUCAACAGCGGCGAAGUAUGGGUAUUUGUCUCUACUCCACUGAGCGAUGACACGAAAUCGACGCUCGAUAGCAUGGGGAUCGUCAAAUACCUCGUCACGCCGGAUGCACUCCACACUCUCUACAUCAGCGAGUAUCAUAAAGCAUAUCCAAAUGCCAAGUGCAUCGGUGUGGAGCCGUUGAUUCAUAAGAAGAAGGAUAUCAACUGGGCUGGAGCAUACGGCUUUGCUGAGGGAACCACGUACGGGUAUGAGGACGAGCUCAGAGCAUGCUAUUUCUCUGGCUUCCAGAACAAAGACGUCGCUUUCCUGCACAUUCCCUCCAAGACUCUGAUAGUCGCUGAUCUCCUGUUCAACCUCCCUGGAAAGGAGCAGUAUUCGAAGAGCAAGCAGUCGGGUCACAGUAUCUUCACCAGCGGCCUCAACCCGUACUCGGGUUUCUAUAAGCGGUUCCUCAACUCGGUUACAUCUGAUAAAGCUGCUAUGGGUCGUGAUGCGAAGACGGUGGCAUCUUGGGACUUUGAGCGGAUUAUCCCCUGUCACGGGGAUGUGAUCGAGGGCAAGGGGAAGGAGGCGUGGACGAGGGCAUAUGCGAACUUGCUCAAGUAG